CCUCCAAGAGCCCCAACACACAGGUCCCUUUCCAAGGGCUCAUCUCCUUCUUGUAUUCUUGUAGUCUUGUCCCAGCUAGCUCCUCCCAUCGCUCAUCUCACCACCACCACCUUCUCUUGGAAAUCAGAAGCAGCCGAGCUGAGCUAGAGGAGGGAGAUGAGGCGGCUCCAUGGAGCGGCGCUGCUGCUGCUGCUUCUUGCGGCGGUUGCCCAAGCUCAACAAGCAUCAACGACUCAUCCGGGUGACGCGGCGGCGCUGAACGCGGUGUUCGCGAAGCUCGGGCAGAAGGCGGGGCCGUCAUGGAACAUCAGCGGCGACCUCUGCACCGGCGCGGCCACGGACACCACCGACAUCGACAACGACAACUCCUUCAACCCCGCCAUCAAGUGCGUCUGCUCCGGCGGCAACACCUCCGUCUGCCGCAUCACCAGGAUCAAAAUAUACGCCUUGGAUGCGGUCGGCCCGAUACCUGAAGAGCUGCGGAACCUCACGAGCCUGACCAAUUUGAAUUUUGGACAAAAUUACUUAACAGGGCCUUUACCAUCGUUCAUUGGGGAGUUGACUGCUAUGCAGUACAUGACUUUUGGCAUCAAUGCGUUAUCUGGACCUGUACCAAAGGAGCUCGGGAACCUUACGAAUCUCGUAUCACUGAGCAUUAGCUCAAACAAUUUUAGUGGCCCACUUCCUUCGGAAUUGGGGAACCUAGCCAAACUUGAGCAACUGUAUAUCGACAGUGCUGGCCUUAGUGGUUCACUACCAUCAUCACUUUCCAAGCUUACAAAAAUGAAAACAUUGUGGGCAUCCGAUAAUGAUUUUACUGGGCAAAUACCAGAUUAUAUUGGGAGCUGGAAUUUAACAGAACUGAGGUUUCAAGGCAAUUCUUUUGAAGGUCCGCUUCCAGCUACUCUUUCCAAUCUUGUCCAAUUAACAGGCUUGCGAAUCGGUGAUAUAUUAAAUGGGAGUUCUUCUUCACUCGCAUUCCUUAAUAACAUGACAUCUUUGAGCACGCUGGUAUUGAGAAACUGUAGGAUAUCUGACAAGCUUGUGUCAGUGGACUUUUCAAAGUUCAGGAAUUUAAACUUACUGGAUCUGAGUUUUAACAAUAUCACAGGCCAAGUACCACAAACCUUGUUGAAUCUGAAUUCACUCAACUUCUUGUUUCUUGGGAAUAAUAGCCUUUCAGGAAGCCUUCCAAGCUCAAUAGGGUCUUCACUUAAAAAUUUAGAUUUUUCUUACAACCAGCUCUCAGGAAGUGUUCCUUCUUGGGCUAGAAGUUCGCAAUUGAAUCUGGUGGCAAACAAUUUCUUGGCCGAUAGUUCCGGUAACAGUGUCUUACCUACUGGGUGGGAGUGCCUUCAGCGCAAUACACCAUGUUUUCUUGGUUCUCCACAGUCUUCUUCCUUUGCCGUGGACUCCGGUGGUAAUGGAUUGAUAUCAGGCUCAGAUAAUUCUAUGUACCAACCUGAUGAUAUUGGUACCAAGCUUGGAGCUGCGUCAUAUUAUGUUACUGGAGCACCAACAUGGGGUGUUAGCAAUGUCGGAAGGUUCAUGGAUGCAUCAAAUGGAAGUUAUAUAAUCUACAGUUCACAACAGUUUCAGAAUACACUUGAUACAGAACUGUUCCGGAAUGCAAGGAUGUCACCAUCAUCCCUAAGAUACUUUGGUAUUGGACUUGAAAAUGGAAACUAUACAGUUACACUUCAGUUCGCAGAGUUUGACUUUCCAGACUCUCAGUCUUGGAAGAGCACAGGGAGAAGGGUUUUCGAUAUAUAUGUCCAGGGUGAGCGUAAGGAGCAAAACUUUGACAUAAGGAAGGCGGCUGGCGGGAAAUCUUACAUUGCUGUUAGGAGGCAAUACACUAUUAAAGUCACCAAGAACUUUCUUGACAUUCAUCUCUUCUGGGCUGGCAAGGGCACUUGCUGCAUCCCUACUCAAGGCUACUACGGCCCUGCGAUCUCAGCUUUGAGUGCAACACCAAAUUUCACCCCUACAGUGCGUAAUGCUGCGGUAAAGAAGAGCGGUAGUAAUACAGGUGUGAUUGUUGGUGUUUUGGUUGCUGUGGCAGUUUUAGGAUUACUAGCAGUUGCCGGGAUCUUUAUUUGGAGGCAGAAAAGGAGAAAACUAUUAUUGGAGCAACAAGAGCUGUACAGUAUUGUGGGAAGACCUAAUGUACUCAGCUAUGCUGAGCUAAGGUCAGCUACUGAAAAUUUCAGUUCUAGUAACCUUAUUGGCCAAGGUGGAUAUGGGUCAGUCUAUAAGGGAAAGUUAGUUGAUGGAAGGUUAGUGGCAGUGAAGCAGCUAUCUGAAGCAUCUCACCAGGGGAAAAGGGAAUUCGCGGCAGAAAUAGAAACUAUAUCACGAGUGCAGCACCGCAAUCUCGUGAAAUUGUAUGGUUGCUGCCUUGAGGGUAAUAAACCACUGCUGGUUUAUGAGUACCUGGAGAAUGGAAGCCUGGAUAAAGCUCUAUUUGGAAAAGGGAGUUCAAACCUAGACUGGCCAACACGUUUUGAAAUAUGCUUAGGCAUCGCAAGAGGUCUUGCUUAUCUUCAUGAAGAAUCUAGCAUCCGAGUUGUGCACAGGGACAUAAAGGCCAGCAAUGUCUUACUUGAUGCCAAUCUCAAUCCUAAGAUCUCCGAUUUCGGGCUUGCCAAACUUUAUGAUGACCAAAAGACACAUGUGAGCACGAAAGUUGCUGGUACAUUUGGUUAUCUCGCACCUGAGUAUGCCAUGAGAGGCCAUAUGACAGAGAAGGUUGAUGUAUUUGCAUUUGGUGUCGUGCUAUUGGAGACUUUAGCUGGAAGACCAAACUACUAUAGCACACUUGAUGAAGACAAGGUUUACAUUUUCGAAUGGGUCUGGGAGCUGUACGAGGCCAACCACCCUCUGGACGUGGUAGACCCGAGGCUCGAAGAAUUCGACAGCGAGGAGGUGCUCCGGGCCAUCAAGGUGGCGCUGGUCUGCACCCAGGGCUCGCCCCACCAGCGGCCGUCCAUGUCGAGGGUGGUGGCGAUGCUCACCGGCGACGUCGAGGCGCCCGACGUGGUGUCCAAGCCCAGCUACAUCACGGAGUGGCAGAUCAAGGGCGGUGACACCACCAGCUACAUGAGCACCGAUGUCAGCGCGCAGUCGAGCUCGGCGCCCAGGCCCAACUCGCCGCGGACCUCGUCGCCCUUCUUGAGCUCCAUCAUCGACGAAGGCAGGUGAUAUCGGUCCGAUGGGUAUGUUGUUUGUGUUGGGAGUGAAGCUACUGCGGAUUUCUUGUAAGUGCUGUCAUUUUUGCGUAGAGCAGGUUUGUUUUGGUUUCCUCGGCUUGUGUCGGAACUCAGAACUGUAUAGUUGGUGUAGUAAGUAAAAUUUUGUGUGCUUGAAACUGGAAAUCUCGAUUGCUAAUUUCUUUGCA
Molecule: messenger RNA, 3400 nt
Organism: Brachypodium distachyon (stiff brome)
Lineage: Eukaryota; Viridiplantae; Streptophyta; Magnoliopsida; Poales; Poaceae
Product: probable LRR receptor-like serine/threonine-protein kinase At1g56130
Exons: 24
Coding region: 157-3204 (1015 amino acids)
Biological process (GO): protein phosphorylation
Molecular function (GO): ATP binding; protein kinase activity; protein binding
Source: RefSeq, a predicted model, not a curated record